This is a messenger RNA of Caretta caretta (loggerhead turtle), 4606 nucleotides long. RefSeq names its product tigger transposable element-derived protein 1. NCBI's taxonomy places the organism in Eukaryota, Metazoa, Chordata, Testudines, Cheloniidae. The record is from RefSeq and is a predicted model, not a curated record. Gene Ontology annotation, molecular function: DNA binding. Gene Ontology annotation, cellular component: nucleus.
CUUCCAUGUGAGGAUGCUCUCCCAAUAUUAACUUGGCGUCACCAGCCCUUGGAGAAGCAGACUUUAGUCAAUGGUUGGCUUAGAGUGGAAAAGGAGGAUUUCCCCCCCACAGCUAAUUCUGCAAACAUCAGUUUAAGAGUCAGAACCAUUGGCAUCAGGAUGGAGAUAAUUAGAUCGCUUUCUUAACAGCCUUUUGUGGUACUGGUGUGUUUUCAUCAGAAGAAAAAAUAAUCCACCGAGUGCACUGUUGUGAGUCACUGAGGACUGAGGUAUAUUUGUGAAAGUAACAAAACAAGCUGUCAGACCCUGUUGCUGCAGACAGUGUCAAAAGACAACUCACAGGAGCUCACGCCUGCUUUUUUGGGGCAGAAGAGGUCCUCAAAGAGAGACUGUUGGCAGCUAUGUUAUGAUAGAAAAAGUUUAUGCUAACUUGUCUUGACAGAAAGUAUGGUUCACAGAGACAGAAGUAAUUUUACUGAGUUUUGCUGGAAAAACUUUGUUUGGUCUGAAUAGUAGAAAAAGAACUUCUGAGUCCUAAAACCUAAUUGCAAUGAUGGAUGGAAAAAUAACUCAGGAGUGUUUUCUCUAGAUUCAAGAUGUUUUGAACUUGCUUUUGAGUGGAUGCAUAAUAGAAUAAGUGUGUAAUUUCAUGGUUACUAAUACAGAUGCUCCCCGGGUUAUGCAAGACCUGACUUGCGCAAAUUCGACCUUAUGCAAAAAGUUCCAUAAGGCAUAAAUAAAAUUUUUGAGUUGCAAAAAUAUUGCGUAGUGUAUGGAAAUGCAAAGUACUGUACAGACGCUCCCUGGGUUACGCAAGACCCAAUUUACGCAAAUCUGCACUUAUGGAAAAAGUUCCUUAAGCUAGAAAUAGGAGGUUGUUUUUUGUUUUUUGUUUUUUUUUGCGUAAUGGGUAUACGUUUCUGACUCAGGCAAAAUUCAAGUUACGCAAGGCGUUCCAGAACGGAACAAUUGUGUAAGUUGGGGAGCGUCUGUAGUGCGGUGUGCAGAGGAAUACAGCAGUAGCAUCUCCCACAAGGGAAGGCUUUGUGCUCUCACAGCCUCUCAGUCUUGUGUUCUUUCAGUGAUACUGUAUUUCUGUUGAUUCACCCUAUUAUUUCAUUCAAAUCAUGCCUGGAAAGCAACCAAGUGAUAGCAAGAGUGCAAGACCAGUUCGUAAGCGAAAGAAGAUUGAUUUAGAGCAGAAAAUGAAAAUAGUGAAAAAGUAUGAAGGCGGACAAAGCCUGUCAUCAAUUGCUCGUGAACUCAAUUUGGCUACCUCAACAGUGAAAAGUAUUUUGAAUGAUAGUGCACGCAUAAAAGAGCAUAUGAAAGGGUCUGCUCUUUUAAAAUCAACAGUCAUAACGAAGCAACGUUCUGGUGCUAUCUAUGAAAUGGAAAAGUUAUUAACAAUGUGGAUGGAAGAUCAGAUUCAAAAACGUGUGCCGCUUAGUCUAAUGAUUAUUCAAGCGAAGGCUAAAAGUAUUUUUGAAGACGUAAAGGUAAAAUACAGUGAUCCUAACGCAAAGUUUGUGGCUAGUCAUGGGUGGUUUAAUAGAUUUAAACAACGUGCAAAUUUUCACAAUGUAAAAGUGAGUAGUGAGAUUGCUAGUGCGGAUACAAAAGCAGCUGAAAAGUAUCCCGAAGUGUUACGAAAACUUAUAGAAGAAUAUGGUUAUACAGCCCAGCAAAUCUUUAACGUCGACGAAACUGGAUUGUUUUGGAAAAAAAUGCCAGACAGAGCAAACAUUUCAAAAGAGGAAAAGAUGAUGCCAGGGUUUAAGGCUUCGAAGGAUAGGCUAACACUUUUGCUUGGGGGUAAUGCAGCUGGAGAUUGCAAAUUGAAACCGUUGCUUGUUUAUCAUUCAGAAAAUCCCUGUGCAUUUAAAGGCAUUAGCAAGGCUACCCUUCCAGUUCAUUUCCGUUCAAAUCAAAAGGCUUGGAUCACAAUGGCACUUUUCAAAGAUUGGUUUAUAAAUUUGUUUAUCCCCGAAGUGGAAAAAUUCUGCAGAGAAAACAACAUCCCAUUCAAGAUUAUGCUUAUCGUUGAUAAUGCUCCUGGACAUCCCGCAAAUUUAGACGACUUUCACCCUAAUGUAAAAGUCGUGUUUCUGCCUCCUAACACGACGUCACUCCUACAGCCCAUGGAUAAGGGGGUCAUUGCUAAUUUUAAAGCCUAUUAUCUACGAAGAACAUUUGCACAGGCAGUAGAAGCAACUGGCAGAGAGACUGGCAAGACUUUACGCGAUUUUUGGAAAUCGUAUAACAUUUACCAAGCCAUCAUAAACAUUGCUAAGGCCUGGGCAGAGGUUACCCAAGUUUGUUUGAAUGCCGUAUGGAAGAAAGCGUGCCCACAGUUCGUACGCAGCUUUAAAGGUUUUGAAAAAGACGAAACAUAUGAGGAGGUGGCAGAUGAAAUUGUGAAGCUUGCCGAGCAGCUUGAGCUGGAGGUUGAUGUUGGUGAUGUGGAUGAGCUUAUCGAAUCCCAUGGAGCUGAAUUAUCAAAUGAGGAUCUCAUGGAAUUAGAAGCAGCAAAAGUAAAAGAGCAGACUGAAGCUGAGGAUGAAGUUGAAGAAGUAGAAGAGCCACGACACUUCAGUACCAAGCAGAUGGCACUUGCAUUUCGUGAGAUUGACUCUGCAAUGGCAAGAUUUGAGAAGAUGGACCCCAAUUCCUCACGAUUCUUGAAAGUUAACAGAGGCAUUGACGAAACGCUGGCCUGUUAUAGACAGAUGUAUGAAGAGAAGAAAAAGGCCACUAUCCAGUCAUCUCUCUAUAAAUUUGUAAGGAAGGUUGAGAGAUCUGCAACGUCCACAUCUCCACAGCCUUCCACCUCCAAAACCCCCUCUGACGACUCUGAUGAUAUAAUGCCUUUUUCCUCAUUUACAAAUUAAGCCCAUUGUCAUCCACCACCAAAAUGCAGCCUUCAGUGUGCCAGGAUAACAAUAGGAUUAAGGUACAUGCAAUAUUUUUUGUUGUAAUUGUUUGGUUUUUUUAUGCUGGCACAAUAUAUGUUUCCGUCUUAUGUAAAAUUGCGGUUAUGCAAGGCUCUCCGAAACGGAAUGAUUGCUUAGGUCGAGGAGCGUCUGUAGUGUAAUAAGAAAGAUAAAAUAUAACAGUGUUGCUUUUAUUAUCACUUAAUUUUUUAGCCUAGUUAGUUUAGCUAGUCUUUAUCAGUUUGUUUUUCACUGUCCACUUGCUCACUUCUCCUUAAAUUAUUCAAGGAUUUUAAAUGCUGUAUAUUUAGAACCUGAUGCUGAAAGGUGAUUUCACUGGAAGUUGAGCAUGCAAAGCAGCUUGCAUGAGGUCCUCUGCAUAGAAAUGUUGCUACUAAUAAAGGUAUUAUGCAACCUAAGAAACAGGCUUCUGUGUAAGUCUUGGUGAGAUUAAGAAUGAUGGACAGUUGUAUUACAAAACUUCGGUUUAAAUGCUUUGAGGUUUAUUCAAAGAGGCUCUAUGCAAACAAAUUCAGAUCAUGCAAAAAUUCAAGUAGCCUUGAAGUCUUUGUUUGCAGAUAUGCCUCCAAAGACAGUUGUGUGUGGAAGAGAACCUGGGGGAAUUGGAAAAUAGAUAGUGAUGUCCUGCCGUGGGACCCAGUGAGACCGAAAGAGUUCAAGAAGGGAGAUGCUAGCUUCCCAUUGAAAAAAAUCUCUAUGUGAACCCUGGGGCCAAAUUAUGCCCUCAGUUAUACUGGUGUAAAACCACUGACUUAUUUGGCUACGUUGAAAUUACUCCAGGUUUACUCCAGUGUUACUGAAGGCAGCAUUUGGCCUUAUAUUCUUAAUACUAUCUGUAUAUUGUGUGAAUAUAGUAGUUUCUUAACUGUAGUCCUCUAAAAAGGGUUACCGUGUCUAGCCAGCCUAUGAUUACUAAGGUGUAGCUGUAUUACAGAAAAUUAAUGUCUUCCAAAGAGCUCAAGAAAAUCCUCUUGGAAUAGUUUGUCAUUGUGACAAAUUUUCCCUCUUGUUCAUAGUCCAGUGAAGGAAUAACAGACUAUUUGUGCUAAAGAUAAAAUGAGGCACCUGAUUAUUUUUUUAAAUGAAAUGAAAGAUAAUUGCUUUUAAAAUUACUUAUACACUUGAGUAUUUAUAUAAUGUUGGAGUUCUUUCAUCUCUUUGUAUUUUGUAUAUUAAUCAUUUUCCUUGUGUAUAUUUAUUUUACUGCUUGAAUAAAUGUUGCUAUUUAUGCAGGUACCAUUUUACCCUGUGUACCACAGCUAUAAUUUCAUUAAGCAUUAGGCCCUAGUUAAAUGUACAGUAUCAAGGUUGGCCAGUUCACUUUGCCUGGGAAAAGAACCUCACGGUUUCCAUACACUCUGGGUUCAAUCCUGUUCUCACAGAAGUAUAUGGCAAAAUUGCCAUUGGCUUCAACAAGAGCAGGAUUGGAGCCUAUAUGUCCUUUUUCCUUUUCUGUUAGCUAUAUAAAGAACCAAAGCACUUAUGUCUAGUCAGACUAGAAAAAGAUUGAUGGAUACUUUCUCUAAUCUAUUUUAACUAUCUAAUCUAUGGCUUUUACUGUGCUAAUCACCAUGGUGGUGAUUGUACAUCCAUUAUCACAACCAUCAGCAGACAAAAUAUAAUUUGGUCCUAAUCAGCGAUAUAAAACAUAA